GCCGUCACUUUGCCAGCGCUGCUGAGAAACCAAAGACGCCCCAAACCCCGCAGGAGGAGGAGAACGCGAAAACCCAAACAAAGUUUUGCAAAACAAGACGAGGUUUGGCAUCCGUGCUUGCUCAAGGCUGGAAUUUGCAGCUGGCUUUUCUUAAAGGAAAGAACAAGGAUCAAGGAUGUUUCUGAAAAUGCAGCUCGUCCUUUUCCUGAUUGGGAGUCUGUCUCUCCAUAUCGUUGCGGAGGAAGCAAGUACCACUUUGCCGGAGGAAGAAACUCUGACUGCUGAUGCCCAAGACGGCACAGAAGUUCCCACCCUGGCCCUGAUGACCUCAGACAGCAUCCUGGCAACCAGUGAGGACGGCGAGAACUCGACCGACCUGGGAGUUCCAGAAACAUCUGAAGAAGGCCUGGAAACGGCUGCCCUGGUCGGCAUCAUCGUCGGCAUCGUCAUCGCGAUCGCCGUGGCUACUGCAAUCAUCGUGACGGUGGCAAAGAAGGUCUCGGGCAGGCCUUGAAAGUCAUCAGCGAGAGGGGACGAGCCGCAUCCGCAUUUGCCUCCUCCUCUCCAAGCAGCUCUCCUGUGCGAACAGUGGAAGACGGUCCAGGGAACGGCGGGGAGGACGUGCCAGUCCACGGGGAACCCACACCAAUUCCUGGCAUGAGGCUUUAAACAUAUACCUGCGAAAAUGGGACACUUGCUCACCUACCCUCAAUAGAAAAGGAAUGGGGGAGACGCCACAGUAGGAAAGAUUUUAACCAGAACUGUUUGCCUCCACCAUGUGGUUUACAGGUAAUAACCCCAAAUGUUGCUAGCGGAGAGUCAUCGAAGGGCUGCAACAAGACGGCUUCCGCGCUUGGCACCUGCAAGGUUCUGUUGGUUUUAUCUUGCUUUUCCAUUCGGAGCACCUUCAAGGGACCGGGCCUCCGUGUGGCAGGUUGGGUCGGAGGCCCCACGGACAAUGCAGGGCUGGCUUUUUUCAUCAAAAGCAUUAGGCAGCGCUGCCUGGAGGAUGCCCCCAGCGUGGGGACCAUAGAAGACAGGAAGCCUGGAGCCGGAUGUCCCACUGCUUCAACAUGGCAGACGCUGUGCAUGUUCCUAGAAGACGUCUCAAGCGGGGCUGCUGCGAUCUUCUCUGGAAAAUUCUGAACGGGAGGGACUCGGAUUUUGUGGUCAGAAUAAGCCACGACCAAAGCAGGCUCCUUCCAAUUUGCUUUUGAGGUUCAGUUUUAUUCCACUGAAUUUUUUAAUUCAAUGUCAUUUCUGUACGGCCCGCUAGCUGAAGCCCUCUGGGUGGUCCAGACACAAACACAAAAGAUAAAAUCC
Messenger RNA from Varanus komodoensis (Komodo dragon), 1323 nucleotides. RefSeq names its product podoplanin (gene PDPN). Lineage: Eukaryota; Metazoa; Chordata; Lepidosauria; Squamata; Varanidae. The record is from RefSeq and is a predicted model, not a curated record. The transcript has 5 exons. Bases 176 to 514 code for a protein of 112 amino acids.